Purpureocillium takamizusanense is the source of this 4525-nucleotide messenger RNA. RefSeq lists its product as uncharacterized. Lineage: Eukaryota; Fungi; Ascomycota; Sordariomycetes; Hypocreales; Ophiocordycipitaceae. Bases 385 to 4176 code for a protein of 1263 amino acids. Gene Ontology annotation, biological process: tubulin complex assembly; post-chaperonin tubulin folding pathway; microtubule cytoskeleton organization. Gene Ontology annotation, molecular function: GTPase activator activity; beta-tubulin binding. The transcript is spliced from 3 exons. The record is from RefSeq and is a predicted model, not a curated record.
CACCAACCUCACGACUCACGAAGCCGUAAUGAUUCGCCACGGUCGGCGGUAAGUAGCGUCACACUCUCAUUGCUCAGACGCUGGGAUGCUGCAUGAAGCGGAAUCAUUUGCACAGUGGACACUGCCUUUGACCUGCGACGGGUCUCCUCGUUUUUUUUUUUUUUGCCUGCUACGUGCGAACGAGGGGUUGAGACGCGAGCUGCCCGACGCAUCCAGCGUCUUUAUUCCGGACGCUGCUUGCGCAACGUCUAGCAGCGGCGAGCACUUGGUGGAAUCUGCUCUAGAACGUCAGUGGCGGAACAAAAGCCGCCCAAGCAACGAAAGUACCACGAACUCGGUGUCAGCAAUAGGGCCUCCAGAAGACAAGACUGAUUCGCAGCCGCCAUGGACGCCCCUGACGCGGAGCUCGAUGUCAAGCUCCAAAAGAUGUCGGGUGACCUCCUCGCCGACCUCGACCGCGCCAUCGCCUCACUACCGCGCAAGUCAGACGGCCGCGGAGGUGUGCGGGUGCGCUCCCAUGUGCGAACGCGCGAGACUCUGAGCGCCGUCACCUCGAUUCUUGACAUGUUCCAGGAGCUGCCUCAGCUGCUCGACCCCCAUCUGCCCAAAUGGAUCCCCUUCCUCGCCGAUGCGUACCUAGAGUCCAUCCAGGCGGCUCGCAACCAAGGGCCUCGCCGGGGCGACAAGUCGCAAUUUCUUGCGCCGCUCGACUUCGCAAUCUGCCGUAUCUUGUACACUUUUUGCAAGGUGCGCGGCGAGAAGGUCAUCGUGCGGUUCCUCAAUGCCGAGACCAGAUACCUUGAGGAUCUGCUGUCUGCCAUCGAGGAUGCGGAGGAGCAUGCGGCCACAGCGCGAGACGGCGGCGAUGCUGUCGACACCAGGAAAGAGUGGCAGUGGGAGCAGAGAUACAUCGUGCUGCUGUGGCUGUCACAUCAACUGCUGGCGCCAUUCGACCUUGCCACAAUUUCCUCCAUGGACGUCGAGGAUGCGGCGCUCCCUGAGAUUCCGGGAUUCAAGUGGCCAGAGGCGCUCCCGGGCAUCACUAUGCGGGUCAUCCCGCUAGCCAUCAAGUACCUUGCCAAUCCGGGGAAGGAGAAGGAUGCAGCCAAAGCGUUGCUUGUGCGCGUCGCGAUGCGCCGGGACAUGCAGCAGCUAGGCGUCUUGGAUAGCUUGGUUCACUGGGCUUUGACCUCGCUUCGCUCGCCGAAGCAUGGGUCUUUGGAGAGCAUGCAUCUCUAUCUUGGCGUACUCUCCUUUCUCGCUGGCUUGUUGCGCGCCUCUGCGGAAACAUCAGACCUUGACAGGUCGCUCCCCUCCAUAUUCGACACUGUUUACGGCAUCACGACUGGAGAUUCGGAGCUCUCGAAGAUGCUCCUACCGUUGGCAGUUGUUCGAAAGAUGAUCCUCAAGGUCAUACGGUCUGUCAUAGUAUCUCUCCUGCGGAAAACACCGCAGGACGCGACCAGUACCGAACUGACCGAGACGACCAUCGGCUACUUACUGGAGAACCUGUCAGACAGCGAUACGCCGGUGAGAUUGGCUGCCAGUAAGGCGCUCAGUGUUAUUACCUUGAAGCUAGAUCCAGAAAUGGCGUCGCAGGUCGUCGAGGCUGUCCUUGAAUCUUUGAAUAAGAACGUCCUCUGGACCAAACCUGUCGGCGGCUCGGGGGUCAAACCAAGUCGAGAUCUGUCGGCCGUGAACAGCCUCGAGUGGCACGGCUUGAUGCUCACGCUAUCGCACCUCCUAUACAGGCGGUCGCCUCCUGCUACACAGCUCUCAGAUAUCAUCCAUGCGCUGCUGCUCGGCUUGUCGUUCGAGCAACGCAGCACGUCUGGUGGCAGUGUCGGGGCUAACGUCAGGGAUGCCGCUUGUUUUGGAGUCUGGGCCAUCGCCCGCCGCUACUCGACCCAAGAGCUCCUCGCUGUCACCACGAAGUCGGUCUUUGCCGCCAAGGCACAUCCUCCCGAGGACUCUGUCCUACAGGUGCUCGGGACGGAGCUCGUCACGACGGCGGCGCUAGACCCGGCCGGGAACAUUCGCCGGGGUGCCUCGGCGGCCUUGCAAGAGCUCAUCGGCCGACAUCCGGACACAGUGGACCAGGGAAUCGCCGUGGUUCAAACCGUUGACUACCAUGCGGUUGCGCGGAGGUCUCGAGCUAUCGAGGAGGUCGCAACCAACGCCACUAAGCUAUCGCCCAAGUACGGAGAGGCCCUAACAGACGGGAUCCUGGGUUGGCGGGGCAUUGGAGACAUAGACGCGCCUUCACGGCGAGUUGCAGGUUCCGCAUUUGGUGUUCUCACCGCUGAACUGGCACGAUCGAGCCCAGAAGCUGGACUAUCUCGAUUCCACGAUUCCGUGCGGCUCGUGUCGCGGAGGAUCGAAACGCUAGUGAAGAGACAGGUUGAGGAGCGGCAUGGCCUCUUACUCUGCUUAGCCUCAGUUAUCGAUCAGAUCCCCGCUGCUGUCAGCAUCGCCAGAGAUCAGGGACUAGAGGGCGCCUCGCUCAGCUCGGCGCUGUCCCAAGAGAUCUUGUCAAACGUUUCCAAGAUCCUGGAAGACUGUGCUGCGGUCAAAUACCGCAAGCCUGAACUGAUCGCUGAAGCUGCGAGCCAGGUCGUUGUAGCCGCGGUGCCUGCCCUCCAGGCUACUCUGCUGCCUGGCAUACGGGACUUUAUCUUGCAGAAGGGGCGCGACACCCUCUCGGCACGCCAAGGGGGCUAUCUGAAGCUCGUCACCGCGUUGGACGAAGGCCGCCCUGCAAACACGGUUACCGACGCCCUCAUAUCCAAAUUGCGUGCAAUUAUCCCCGCGUGGUUGAGCAGACGUGAACCAGAGGCUAUUGAACCAGCUUCGACAGCUGCGUUAGUUCUGCUCAUAUUCUCUUCCCCGAAAGAUCGCAUCAAUUUGUUGAGCGACUGGGCUACCAUUGUCAGGAGUAAGCCAACAAGUCGGACAGUGGCAACUGGCAUUGGCUAUCUCCAGGCCCUUGCGCUGGCGCAACCAUUAGCAGCCCUGGAUAAUCCUGACGGGGCGGAGAUGACCGACGACGUGGCCUGCGAAGCACUCCGCGAGCGGUGGAGAUCAGACACGGACGUUGACACCAGAAGCGCUAUCCUGCAGAGCCUGAUACUAAGCAACAUUCUCAAGUCAAAGCCUCUGACGUUUUUGGGACACCUGAAAGAUGGGCUGGACGACUACACCACGAAUGCACGGGGCGACGUAGGCUCCCAUGUGAGAGUUCAGGCCCUGAGGGCGGUGCGAGCUCUUUGGCAAGACCUCGGCGACGAGCGCGUCGGCCGACAGGGCUGGGUUCAAGAUUCCAUCAAUGCGCUCCUCCACAGCACAUUGCGCCUCGCGGCCGAGAAACUGGACCGUGUCCGGCCUGUGGCCAGAUCAGCAAUUGCUUUGACACUGAAACGAGAACACGCCAAGCGAUUCGAAGCCCUCGGCUUCUCGUCCAAAGGCUAUUUCGAAGAGCUGCUAAACCUCAUCGCGCCUGACUGCAUGCACCCCUGGCUCGGUCACCCGGCCUGGGCAGACGCCGGUGUUUGGAUGGACGAGCUCCUUGCCGGCUACGUGACGUCGGCAGAUACAGGCAACGACGACCUAGUCAUCGCCAGCCGCGCCGCGCUGACGGCGUUUUGUGAGGGGCCAUCGAACGCCAGGCUCAGCCUUGUGUGCACCGCGCUCAUGCAUAACCUGCGCGAGCGGCAGGGCGAGGAUCGUGUCAUCGUGCCGACACUCGAGAUCAUUGCGUUUCUCUUCAGCUGCGGCCUCUUCCAGCGGUGCCGGCACGUGGACCUCCGCGCCCUAUGCCUGCAGACCCAAAAGGCCGGCUACAAAUCCGGAAACGUCCGGAAGAUCGUGGCCUGCGUCAAGGUCUACGGAGGUGUGGCAUCCAUGAGCGUCAGCGACGCUGGUGAAGGUGGUGCUAGUAGUGGUGGCAACGGCUCUGCCGUGCAGGAGGCGCGCAGGCGACUCGGGGCGCUGCUGUCCCAUCCCUGGCCGCGGGUGCGCAGCGUCGUGGUCGACGAGCUGUGGGCCCUGACGGGAGGCAUCAACGUCCCGGAGGAGGCGGACGGGCCUGCCGUGAGCUCUCCGUUGACCGGUGUGGACUGGGCAAAGGCAGACAAGGCACUGAUCCGAGCCGUCGUCCAGGAGCUGCGUUUGGCAUGAGCGCCGCUGCUACUAACUAACUAACUAGUACGCAAGAGAUGGACGGGGGCGCGCAGGCAAACAAACCUUGAACAGCGCGCUCGUUGAGAGCCCGCCUCUAAUACAAAGCGUAAUAACAAACAGCAAUGCGAUCAAUGCGCCUGAUGAAAGCGUUGGGGGGGAAUCAAAACACCUUCGCAUGAAGAAGGGAAAUGCACGCACGCACGCACACACGUCGAACGGGCAUCGAUCGGUUGCCUUGGAACCCGACCGAGUGGCCCGUUUAUCAUUUACAAGCGCUGCUGGUCUGUUCGUCAUGCACCAUCGGUUCGGACGAGAUCGCCCGGACGAUGCAUGGAUCACACUCGAU